AUGCCAGAAUAUAGCGACAUUGUCCAGGAACUUCGAGACGAGCUACUCUGGGAGGAAGAUGACCUUGAGCAGGCCGUCCAAAACGCUCAUAAAUGGGAUAUCCCCGAGCUGGACAAGUACGGCAUCAUCUCAGCCAGAGGCUUUCUUGACUUUGCCGACUGGUUGGUCCGAGGCUGGGUCCCUACUGAGUCAACCAAAGGCCGGGACAUUUACUACAUCCUAUGUGUCUUCUAUUUCGUCCUGUCCCAGGAACCACUGGGUUCUCUGGUCCGAUACGCCAAGGAGAUCGGUAGCAGUAUGGACAAGAAUUCAUCGAUCAACGAGGCUUCCAUCACGACAUUUAAAAACUCUCCGCUCUUCCGCGUCUUCGAGUCUGAGGGAGACGCCAAGAACUGGACAACUUUCAACAAGUUCUUCUACCGAAAGCUGGACAGCCCUCGUAACAUCGCUGGCCCUGAUGAUGAUCAUGUCGUGACCUUCCCUGCCGAUUCGACCUUCGCCGGUGCAUAUGCCAUCAGCGAGGAUUCCGAGGUGGUUCUGGAGAAAAAGGAGUGGCGGAUUGUGAAAGAGCAGGUGGUUCUGAAGCAUGUUCCGUGGAAAGUGAAGGACCUUCUUGGUAAAUACGGCGACGAGCCGCUUCCUGAUGACAGCACCCAAACGUACGGGGAUGUCUUCAAGGACGGAAUCUGGACUCAUGUUUUCUUGAAUUCCUUCGACUAUCACCGGCAGCAUGCGCCUGUGUCGGGGGCUGUGGAGAUCAUCGAUGUCAUAGAAGGCGCCGCCUACCUCGAUGUCCUGGUCCAGACAGACGAGCAGGUCGGUCACAACUAUCUGGAGCUCUGCCGCCAGAUCGCCGGAAAGAAAAGGAACCCUUCAGGCGUCCAUACCCUCCAGGCCCCAGACACUCCAGGUUAUCAGUUCCUCCAGGCACGUGGGGUGGUGGUGAUCAACAAUGAGCACUUGGGCCGGGUUGCCGUGCUUCCGAUUGGCAUGGCCAUGGUUUCCUCUGUUAACGUGAGGAAGGAGCUCCAAGGCCAAAAGAUCAAAAAGGGUGAAGAGAUUUCACACUUUGCAUUCGGUGGUUCAGACUGCAUUAUAAUGUUUGAGCGCAAGGCAAGAGUUUCGGGUUUUCCUGAUUCUGACCCAGCUUCUCGAGAGCAUUUCUUCUACGGUGAAAAGCUGUGUAGGGCUUACUUCAAACCCCACAAGGAGCCUAAAAGCUUCGGAUCCCGCUUCGGUUUGCCUUCCAGAUAA
Molecule: messenger RNA, 1254 nt
Organism: Aspergillus pseudonomiae
Lineage: Eukaryota; Fungi; Ascomycota; Eurotiomycetes; Eurotiales; Aspergillaceae
Product: phosphatidylserine decarboxylase
Exons: 2
Coding region: 1-1254 (417 amino acids)
Biological process (GO): phospholipid biosynthetic process
Molecular function (GO): phosphatidylserine decarboxylase activity
Source: RefSeq, a predicted model, not a curated record